AAAAAAAAAGAGAAAGUUCGGCCGCCUGUCUGCCUUCUCUCCGUUUACCCCCUCUUCUCUCGAAAUCGUCUUCCCUCCUUCCCGCCACGGUUUUCUCCUCCCAAGAACCGGGCCCCCUUCUUCACGAACCCUGAUAAUGGUGGAGAAAGCCCUCGAAAUCGACCUGUGAUCGAGAGCUGCUCUGUGUCGACGAUGCGGCCCGCCGCCGGCGCCAGGCUCUUCUUCUGGUGCGCCCGGAGGUCGCAGAGAUCCACUUUCCCCCUCCUCGAUGAGUCGCCAGUCCCUCCCUUGGAGGGUUCUUCUCGCCGGCUUGCAGCGGGGAUUUGCAGCUCUUCUUCCCCCAAAACAGCGAAUUGGAGGAGGUUUGAGAUUUCGAAUGGACCGUUUCAGGGGCACUAUAUUCCAAGCAGAUUAUUUCAUGGAACAAGAUCGACGUCUGCAAGAGACUACUAUGAGGUACUAGGAGUGAGCAAGAAUGCAAGUGCUUCAGAGAUCAAGAAAGCAUAUUAUGCGCUUGCAAAGAAGCUACAUCCUGAUACGAAUAAAGAUGAUGCUGAUGCAGAAAGGAAGUUCCAAGAAGUUCAGCGUGCUUAUGAGGUCUUAAAGGAUGAGGAAAAGCGCUCGCUUUAUGACCAGGUUGGCCCUGAUGCAUUUGAACAAGCUGCUUCAGGAGGCGAUCCUCGUGGACCAUUUGGAGGUUCCGGAUUUGGCAACCCAUUUGAAGACUUAUUUAGCGGUGCAGGGGGAAUGAAUGAUUUCUUCAAGAACAUCUUCAGAGAUAGAGACUUUGGAGGACAAGAUGUCAAGGUUUCUCUUGAAAUUUCAUUCAUGGAAGCAGUCCAAGGGUGCACCAAAACAGUGACAUUCCAAACUUCUGUACCCUGUGAAGCUUGUGAUGGGACUGGUGUUCCUCCUGGAACAAGACCUGAAACAUGUAGGCCUUGCAGAGGCUCAGGAAUGAUAUUCAUGCAAAAUGGCCCCUUCAGGCUGCAGACAACCUGUUCCCAAUGUGGGGGAUCUGGGAAAACUGUGAAGAGCCUCUGCAAGUCAUGCAAGGGACGGAGAGUUGCGAAAGGAAUAAAAUCAGUCAAGCUGGAUGUGAUGCCUGGACUGGAUGACAAUGAAACUAUAAGAAUUUAUAGAAGUGGUGGGGCAGAUCCUGAGGGCAGUCAGCCUGGUGAUCUUUAUGUUACUAUCAAGGUUCGAGAGGACCCUGUUUUCCGAAGAGAAAAAGCUGAUAUCCACGUAGAUGCUGUGCUAAAUGUCACUCAGGCGAUAUUAGGUGGAACCAUUCAAGUUCCAACUCUCACAGGGGAUGUUGUUCUUAAGGUUCGGCCUGGUACGCAACCUGGUCAGAAGGUCGUUUUGAAGGGGAAAGGAAUAAAGACAAGGAACUCUUCCUCUUAUGGGGAUCAAUAUGUUCAUUUUAAUGUCAGCAUCCCUGUGAAUUUGACACAGAGACAGCGUACACUAAUUGAAGAGUACGCGAAAGAGGAGCGAGGAGAAUAUGACAAGGGUGCUGCAGCUGCAGGAGCAUCAGGAUAAUUAUGCCACUUUUUGGUUAAUACGUUUGAAGCAGACCACUUGAAUUAGAAAUUUUUAUUGGAGAAAUCAGGCCUUUUCUAGCAUAAGUUUUGUAUCUGAUGUUUCCUGUUUAACCCCAAUAACAUUAUAUAAUAUUUACAGCUGUUUAUCUCA
Messenger RNA from Phoenix dactylifera (date palm), 1698 nucleotides. Its product is annotated as chaperone protein dnaJ GFA2, mitochondrial-like. Gene Ontology annotation, cellular component: cytoplasm. The record is from RefSeq and is a predicted model, not a curated record. NCBI's taxonomy places the organism in Eukaryota, Viridiplantae, Streptophyta, Magnoliopsida, Arecales, Arecaceae. Gene Ontology annotation, molecular function: heat shock protein binding; ATP binding. Gene Ontology annotation, biological process: protein refolding; response to heat.